AUGGAUCCUAGGAUAGCAAUGGCUGAUGGGAUCAGAAAAUACUUCAGAUAUAUUGGAUCACUCACCACACCACCUUGUACUGAAGGUGUCGUUUGGACCGUCGUGGAAAAGGUGCAAACUGUCUCACCUGACCAAGUCAAGCUUCUUAAACAUGCUGUGGUAGAAGAGAAGAAUGCGAGACGAUUGCAAAAGGUUAAUGGAAGAGUCGUCUUCUACUUUGACCCAUUCUCACGGAGAAGCGUAGCAGCCGAAGUGAAGGGUAAUAGUGAAGAGUUCAGUUACGAUCCAUGCAGUGAGAAAGGGCCUAAGUUUUGGGGAGAAUUGAAUAUAGAAUGGGCAAAGUGUGGUAAUGGAAGCAUUCAAUCUCCUAUUGCUUUAUCAAAGUGGACUGCAGAUUUGACGAGAGGGUUGGGUGAUCUUAGAAGGAACUAUAGACCUGCUAAUGCAAUUCUCCGGAAUGAUGGCCACGAAAUUAUUGUAGAUUGGACAGGAAAUAAUGCUGGUUCAAUAAAAAUCAACAAUGUUUAUUUCCAACUUCAAAAUUACCAUUGGCACCAUCCUUCCGAGCAUACCCAAGAUGGCAAAACGUACCCUUUGGAGCUUCAUAUGGUCCACUUCAACAACGUAACUCAGAAAACUGCUGUUGUUGGUGUUUUAUUUGAGUACGGUCCACGGGAUCCAUUCAUCUAUAUGAUAGAAAGGGAUAUAAAAUAUAUAAACAUUGAUGGAGGUGAGGAAUUUCUUGGAAAAGUGGAUCCUAGAGUAGCAAGGCUUGAUGGAAGAAAAUAUUUCAGAUAUAUUGGAUCACUCACCACUCCUCCUUGUACCGAAGGUGUCAUUUGGACUGUCAUGGAAACGGUACAAACUGUCGCACCAUAUCAAGUCAAGCUUCUUCAACAAGCUCUCGUAGAAGAGAAGAAUGCGAGGCCAUUGCAAAAGAUUAAUGGAAGAGACGUUUUUUACUUUGACCCAUUCUCAUGGCAAAGUGUAGCAGCCGAGUAGAUGCUUCCUGAUCUCCAGUUAAUACCUUCAAUUUCGAUGUUUCAAAUCUGCUGUGUUGCAGUAGUUGUAUUGUUUGCACUCUUAAUUACUUUCAGAUGAUCAUAAAUA
Molecule: messenger RNA, 1110 nt
Organism: Cucumis sativus (cucumber)
Lineage: Eukaryota; Viridiplantae; Streptophyta; Magnoliopsida; Cucurbitales; Cucurbitaceae
Product: alpha carbonic anhydrase 7
Exons: 9
Coding region: 1-1002 (333 amino acids)
Molecular function (GO): carbonate dehydratase activity; zinc ion binding
Source: RefSeq, a predicted model, not a curated record